Teleopsis dalmanni is the source of this 1013-nucleotide messenger RNA. RefSeq lists its product as uncharacterized. The record is from RefSeq and is a predicted model, not a curated record. Bases 88 to 921 code for a protein of 277 amino acids. Lineage: Eukaryota; Metazoa; Arthropoda; Insecta; Diptera; Diopsidae. The transcript is spliced from 3 exons.
AUAGAUUUUUGCACUUUUAUAAUUUUUGUAAUAAAUUUUGCACUUUUAUAACAAUUUGAAAAAUUUGAAAAUCUUGCAAAAUUCAAAAUGCGUCGUUCACGGAAUAGAAGUUCAUUGGAUAGGCGUUCAACGCGUGAGCGUUCAUCGCGUGAGCGUUCAGUUACCACAUAUAAUAGGGUUGUGCCUACUAAAGCCGCAUUGCAGUUGAUGAAGGAAUACAAACAAUUGCCGGCGAUAUGUCCCAAAAUGUUUGAUAUGGCUUUCGAUCCAAGCUACACCAAGUUAUUGGAGACUGUAGAAUUACAUGAAAAACUUAUGCAAAAAUCAAGAGAAGGGACUACUUCCCCUUCGUAUAUGACUAAACUCACUGAUAUGCAAUGUAUGCUCAGCAGCUCAGAUGAAACUGAAUCAAAACAAACGGAAACCAGUUCUUUUGAAUUCAACAGAAAGUCACGAUUUAGUUCCCUCUUUUCAAAAGUUAAAUUUUUGAAAUAUCGUAGAAGUAGCACAAAGGAGGAUGUGAACUAUAAGUCCAUAAGUAAGGAAAAAGAAGUAGAGAAAGAGGAAGAAUUAAUACAAUUUCCUUCUGAUAUCUGUCUACAAAAGUUUAAUGACGAAGCGGAUCUAAGUCGUAACCCAAGUUAUUCAAAAGUGACUAUGCCCUAUAACUUGUUCUGUCUUAAUCGAAUUCGAGAACAGAAGCGACGUUAUGAAAAACAAUUCCAAAGUGAGAUAAAACAAAUUCUGGAACAAAUGCCCAAUGCAUUUGAAAUGGCGCGAUUCCAUAGUUUUCUUGCAUAUACUUCUUUGUGGCCUCCUCUACACACUAAGCAUGAGAUUGAGUAUACCAGUAAUAUGUUUAAGCUUUCUCCAAAACAACAGAGUCGUUUAAAUUAUAUAAUGAGUAAUGAAAUUACUUAAACAAGAAAAUGGAACAUUAACACUAAAACUUAAUGGAAUAUCUAAAAAUAUCUUCACUAUUUCAAAAUUCGUAGCUCUUAAAAGUGCAUCAA